Messenger RNA from Mauremys mutica (yellowpond turtle), 1797 nucleotides. RefSeq names its product transforming growth factor beta-1 proprotein-like. Gene Ontology annotation, molecular function: cytokine activity; type III transforming growth factor beta receptor binding; type II transforming growth factor beta receptor binding. Gene Ontology annotation, cellular component: extracellular region. Gene Ontology annotation, biological process: SMAD protein signal transduction; regulation of cell population proliferation; transforming growth factor beta receptor signaling pathway. The transcript has 7 exons. The record is from RefSeq and is a predicted model, not a curated record. Lineage: Eukaryota; Metazoa; Chordata; Testudines; Geoemydidae. Bases 447 to 1610 code for a protein of 387 amino acids.
GGAGGGCGACGGCGAGGGGAGCUCCGUGGAACUGGCCGUGCCCCGCCGGGCUCCCCCCGCCCGUGCUCAUUUCCUGGGUGGAGCUGGGCUAGGCAGAGGCAAAAGCCUUUAAAACCCUCCAGCCCCAGCUCGCCGGAGCCAGCAGGUCCCAGCAAGCGCCGAGGAGCCGAGCGGGGAGCGGGUGGAAUCCGUCCGGCGGGCCUGGCCCCUGGCCAGCCCCACGUUUCCAUGAGCCCUGCGGGCCGCACGCCAGGCUGAGCCCCGCACGCCCGAGGAGUGGGCCGGGCCGGCGCGUGGCCCAUGGACCUGGCCGGCAGCCGGCGCCGUCGCUGGGGUUCCCUCCGGCUGCUGCGGGCCGGGAUCCCCGGGGCCAGGAGCUAGGCUGACCCCCCCGCCCCAGCCUCGGGCAGGCAGCUGCUUGUCGCCGCGGGGGCCCCCUGCCCGCCAUGGGGCCGCUCUUCCUCUUCCUGCUCGCCCUGGCGCGGCCCUGGGCGAGCCAGGCCCUGUCCACCUGCAAGACCAUCGACAUGGAGCUGGUGAAGCGGAAGCGGAUCGAGGCGAUUCGCGGGCAGAUCCUCAGCAAGCUGCGGCUGGACAGCCCGCCCCAGGUGGAGGGGGGGGACGCCGCCCUGCUCCGCCUGCCCGAGGAGGUGAUGUCGCUCUACAACAGCACCCGCGACAUGGCGCGGGACAUGGCCCGCCAGCAGGAGGCGGCGAAGCCGCGCGAGAGCCCCCAGGACGAGUACUACGCCAAGGAGGUGCACAAGUUCUCCAUGCUGCCGGUGAAGGACGCCAGCUACGCGCCCUGGGAGAAGACCAGCCAAAGCACCUUCUUCCUGUUCAACGCCUCGCAGGUGCGGGCGCAGAUCAGCAGCGAGGCCCUGCUGCACCGGGCCGAGCUGCGCAUGCUGCAGAAGCCGGGCACGGAGCAGCGGGUGGAGCUGUACCAGCACUACGGGAACGGGUCCUGGCGCUACCUGGACAGUCGCGCCGUGGGGCGGGCGCCGGAGGAGGACUGGUUGGCCUUCGACGUCACCGAAGUGGUUCGCCAGUGGCUGAGUGGCCAAGAGGUUCUGGAGAUCUUUAAACUCCGCGUUCACUGCUCCUGUGAGGACCCCUGUGAGGAACUGAAAGUGAUCAUAGACGGCUUCGACAAGAAGCGAGGGGACCUGGGCACCGUCUCCUCCACGGCCCAGAAGCUGCCGUAUGUGCUGGUGAUGUCCACGCCCCUGGAGCGCGCCAGCCACCUGCAGAGCUCGCGCCGUCGCCGGGCACUGGACACCGACUACUGCUUUGGGGCGGAGGAGAAGAAUUGCUGCGUGCGACCCCUCUUCAUCGACUUCCGCAAGGACCUGCAGUGGAAGUGGAUCCACGAGCCCAAGGGCUACAUGGCCAACUUCUGCAUGGGCCCCUGCCCCUACAUCUGGAGCUCCGACACCCAGUACAGCAAGGUCCUGGCCUUGUACAACCAGCACAACCCGGGCGCCUCGGCUGCGCCCUGCUGCGUCCCCCAGGCCCUGGCGCCUCUGCCCAUCGUCUACUACGUGGGGCGCAAGCCCAAGGUGGAGCAGCUCUCCAACAUGAUCGUCAGCUCCUGCAAGUGCAGCUGAUCGCCCCGGACACACGGACUCACUCCCCCUCCUCCACGAACGGGGCGGGGGGGCCUUAAACGGGGGGUUGGGACGCGUCGGAGUUUUUAUUAUUAUUAUUAAUUUUUUUUGUAAAUUUCCUCGGUGUUUUUGGGUAUAAAUUUUGAAUUAUUUGUAAUUUAAAAAAGAAAGAGAGAGAAUUAUUUAA